Molecule: messenger RNA, 897 nt
Organism: Hippocampus zosterae (dwarf seahorse)
Lineage: Eukaryota; Metazoa; Chordata; Actinopteri; Syngnathiformes; Syngnathidae
Exons: 3
Coding region: 134-787 (217 amino acids)
Source: RefSeq, a predicted model, not a curated record
GAGCACUCAUUCUUUCCGAUGACAUCAGGCAGCUUGAGUCGCGCGGCAGGACUCUCCUGGACGUCGGUGUUCACUUGCUCGAGGUAUCUCUGGAAGGCGAACUGCAAGCAAGGGUGGACAUUCAGUUACGACAAUGCUGCGUCGGUUAAUGUGGAGUUGGACCUGGCUCCUGGUGGGCUUCUGUGCGUGCGCCCCCCAUGAAGACAUCUCUGUUGACGAGGACGACUGGACCGAUGACAAAUGGGGUUCCGGUUUCUCCCCCGUGUAUCACUUCCUUGCCGACAGACCACCUGAAACAACAGCAGCUGCCGCAUCAGCAGCAGAGAGCCCCUCGAUGAACUGUACGCAGAACUUCUGGUUGCCGUCACCCACGCUUGAUAUCUGUUGGGAGAACGUAGCCGGGCCAGAAGAGCUGGCCCGAUCCCGCCAGCUGGCGCUGCAGAACCGGGCCGCCCUCGAGGCCGUGACCUCUUCUUGUGGCGUGGAGGAAGGGGGACUCUCCUACCAGCGGCAGGCCAGUGACGAGGUACAGGGGGUGCUCUCGGACCACCGCAGUGUGGCUGAGGCCCUGGACACCAUGGAAAAGGUCUUCGUCUCCCUGGAGGAGAAGAGGAAAGACGGCAAGGAUGGGAGACUCCUUGCGAGUGUCAAGGAACAUUUGACCCACGCGAGGGAGUCGGCGUGGGCCCGCGAGCACCUGGCGUCCGCCCUGGAGAGGAGCUUGUCCACCCUGGAGGACAAUCUCAUCCACAUGCAGCUCAGACUCAGCAAGCUCAUCCGCCAGUGACCACCAGCACACCAAUACGUUGAUCGGCGGUGGAAUAUGCCGCAUUUUUUGUCGCUGGUGUUGUGACUUUGCGCUUUUCGUAAAUGGCAAUAAAAGUCUCAACCACCAAA